GCCAAGGCUCCGGGCUGAAAACUAGUCCCGGCAUGGAUCAAGACACAGCCCCCUGCAUGAUCUCUGGGCGCUUGCAGCUCUCGACGCCGCAUUCAGUUUCCUCAAGCUCAAUCCCGACUAGAUUGGUCUUCGCAUACAAUCAUGCAACUAGAGAGGCACAAAGGCGAUUCCCGAACCUGGUCGACACAAUCAAAAAGCUGCCGAAAAAAAAAAAAAAUAACCAGUCAAAGUGCCAAGAAGGUCUAAAGUCGUGGAAAGAUGGAGGAUGACGACCCAAGGCUGGACCAGCUAUCGUCAGUGGAUGUCCAGAACUUCCACUACUGUCCGCAACUGAGGUCAACGGCCUUGCCCAAACACAACCCAGAAACCAACGGUGGAUCUACGGGCCAAGAGCCCGACGAUAACAAUGACUUCCUCGCUGUGCUCACGUGCGCAACGCUUCUCUACUCCCAAGGCGGCGUACUCAAGAUGCGGGCAGCAAACUCGGUCGCUGGCGGUGCCCAAGCCGUCUACGGCCAAGGCGCCCUUGGCCAGGUGACGCGAGUGGACGCGGAUUUUGCUCAGCCCAGCAACCAGCGGGCGGACGAGGUCGAGACGAUGUUGAUCAAGUGCGCCGCAAAACGAUACCGCGGCCACCAGCGGGAAGGCUGCGUCGGCAGCCUGAUUGGUGGGAGUCGAUCGACCAGCCUCUGGGAUGAGCAUGGCAACGCUAGAAACUCGGUAGAGGCACGGAGUUUCGUCAUGGAAUUAAGAGUCCUGAGCCACCCUAGUAUCCGGAACAGUGAGAAUAUCGUCAAGAUCCAGGGACUCGAGUGGGACGGUUGCGAGACGAUCCCAAAGCCCAUAAUCAUUUUGGAAGGCGCUAGCUGGAAUUUGUCUGAGUUUCUUAAGGAAUUCCAAUCACUCCCCAGCCGGACGAAAUGGCAGCUAGCACAGGACAUUGCUUCUGGGCUUGAUACUCUACACAACUGUGGCGUUAUCCACGGGGACGUCAAACCCGACAAUGUUCUGAUAUUCAAAAUGGGCAGGAACUACAAAGCGAAGCUCGCCGAUUUCAGCCACUCGCUCCUCGACAACAAGGCCUUUCGAAGUCUCAUUGGCGGAACUGAAGCCUACGCAGCGCCAGAAUGGAAGGAAGCCCGAAUGACCGACCAGCUGAAGUUGACCGAUGUCUAUUCAUACGGCUUGACCUUUGCCUGCUUAAUGAUGGGGACAGACCCCUUCGCCAAAGCCCGCCAUGAUGGCCGGGAGGCAGAACUGAGGCGUCACAAGUAUCAAGAUAGCAUGAUUAGCUAUUUGCACCAGGAAAUGGCCUCACUCGAUGACCCAAAUAUGGACGACCAUGACAAACUAUGGCAGAUCUUGUCUCUCACGCUUCAACAGGACCCGGGGAAAAGGGACCUAAAGCAGGUGAAGUCUAUACUGCUGUCCAAAGGUUCUCUGUUGGGAGACAUUGAGGUUGAUGCGGAAACUGUGAUGGACAGAAUGAAGUCGCGAGAGAGCCUAUCUAUUCCAUACCAAGCGCUGGCAGAGAUGCCCGGAUCGCUACACGGCCACGUCGUCAGAGUUCUCACUCAUGUGGCCAACAAAGAGGACGGCGAUUAUCGGGCAGCAGCGGCGGCGUUUGAGUUGGCUGUUUGCUAUAGCUCCGGGUUUGGCAUCCCGCCUGAAGUUGAAAUCAAUGAUAAAGAGGCCGAAGCCAACGCAAUGGCCUGGCUCUUGCGAGCGGCGCAAGCUAGCGACCAGAGGGCGCGUCUCUCCUUGGUGCCGGUUUACGAGGCAUUUGGUGGCCAGCUUCCUCCGGAGGUGCCAAUACAUGCGUGGCUCGAAGACCUCGUCAAGGAGGGCUGUACCUUGGCUCUUGAUCCGUUGCGACGACUCAGCCCGUCGUCACAUGAGCAAAUCCUCCGAUAUCACCGGCAGACAUACUGCGGACGCAGACAUCUGGUGCUCAGCGAGGAUUUCACCGUGGACGUGACAGGAGAUGCUCCAGAGCGGCUGAGAGGGUGGUUGAACGACAACCACGAUACGGUUCUGCACUACGUUGCAUCGAAGGGAAGUCUCGACCUUCUAGACGGGCUGAAAGACAGGGGAGUCAUCGACUCGGAGUUGCUCAACAAGACGAACCGUGAUGGGGAUACUCCUCUUCUUCAGGCCGUGAGAGCAGGCCACGCUGAUAUGGCCAGGGCCCUACUUUUAUUGGGUGCUCAAGCAGGCAUUGCAAAUAAUCUCAACGAAACCGUUCUGCAUUUCCUUGUCAACCUCGACGACAAAGACAUCGAGGACAUUGCCGACAAGCUUGCCAAGGCGGGCGCCCGUCCCCUGUUGCAAAAGAUUGCGGAUGGUUCAAGCUCUGGCGGCUUUGAUGGCUUCGAUAUUAUGGAUUCGAACUCUGCAGCUCUCCGUGCCGUAUCCAAGGAUAACGCCGCCGCCCUCCGCGCCUUAUUCCACAUGGAAGAUUCCUCUCCGAGCACGGGUCAAUUCGGGCCCACAGCGAAGGCCACGGUCUGGCGUUUGCUGGCCUUUGCCUUGAGAUUCCACCAAACAAGAGUCCUGGACGUCCUCGCAGAACGACUCGAAUCUAACAUGGGCAGUGUUAUCAACAGCCGCAAGUUCUGGUUCGAUAACAAUCUUACCACGCUACUGGAGGCUUGUGUUUUUGGACCCGUCUCAUCAAACGAAGCGUUUGGCUUCGAUUAUCCCGAACGAUUCACGAGGAUUCUGCGGUUUGGCGUCCAUUAUCGCCCGGCUCUUGCCUCCUGUCUGCAUUUUCUCGUCCGCCAUGGCGCGGCGGUCAAGGGGAUACAUCGGUUUGCCAUCGAAAAUCGCAGGAGGGAUGCCAUCUCGGAACUAACAUUAGCCAUCUAUUCUAAUAGUCGCCUGUCUUGGGCAAGGCUGGCCAUUGACCCGCCGAGGCAUGCUAUCUUCCAUGACCUGCUCAGCAUGCACUCUCGUGCUGCCCAGGGCGCACCGUCUUGGGCCGCUGGAGUCAGGUUCCCAUUACUAUAUCUGAGUCAGAUCCUAGCGGGUGGUAUAGAUCCGGCACUGCUACAAAUCUUUACGAAAUGGCUGAGACAGACGUGCAAUUCCAGAAGCACCCACUGGGUUCCGCAGAACCCAACCGAAGAAGCACAGCUGCAAAGGUGUGCUGGCUCCACAACGUCCAUGCAGUUCCACCCGCUGUACUCGGCCUACAGGCGCAAACGACCGGAUAUCAUGAGCAUCCUUUUCGAAUUUGGGGCCAGCUUGCAAGACAGGACCACCAAUGGCAUCACCACCCUUGGAACCAUCCUCAGAUUAUCGCCGACCAAGCCGCAACGAAUAGCCGCGCUCCUGCAGAUCGCCGUCGAUUCCAGGUCGGAGUGUAUCAUCAGAAUAGAGGAUCUUGCCACCAUUCUCCUGGCCGACUGCUGCUCGCCAGACCUCAAGGGAAUGCAGGCUGUACGAUGCCCGAUAGAAAGAGAUAUUGGGAUGCUAUCAGUGCCAGAUCGGCUGGCGGACAGAACAGCGUGGGUCUGGUCGGAGCCAGCGUCCGACUUCCUACUAGAGUGGAACAACAUGCACGAGGUCGCGGCAACGGCCGAGCUCUGGGGGCAAAUCGAGGCGGCAAGCAGGUGCCAGAAGCAGCCCAUCCAAGGUUCCGAGCCGGGUCUACGGUAUAACCUUGUGCUACAUGCCGCCCUCGAGUCGAACUUGGCCGCCGUCCGCUGCCUUCUCGGCAUGGGCUUCCAUCCAGACGGAACCGGAGAGCCUUGUCCCUCCUGGCUGGGUACCGUCAUAACGCCGUUGGAUGUGGUUCGCUGGACCUCGUACGUACCCGACAAGCGCUGCUCUCCAACGGGUUUAACCCUGAAGCGUACCAAUCAAGCCAUUGCUGCUCUCCUGCUGGAACGGGGAGGCAGGCAUGGUCAAGCAUAUAGCCGCGUGUACCAUUUCUUCGGCCUGUCCUUUCUCGACAUGAAAGGAUCGUUAUGGUUCAUGACGUGGUUUCUAACCCUCAUACCUGGUGUUACCGUGUCAACCAUGCUUGGGACGUGCGGGGAGUAUAACAUCUCGUGUACACAUGAGGAUUUCGUCUUUCUCGUCAUUAUGAAUUGUCUGUGGGGCUUGUAUACCAUGUUCGUCGUCUGGAAGUGCCUCCCACGCAUAUUCAUGGGCGCCAGGAGAAGCGACUUAGUCCUUCUUGCUUUUGGGGGCGAUCCAAAGAUCCUUGCGGCGGCGUUGUUCUGGAACAAUAACGGCAUAUUUGGUCGUUUCCUAGCCGCUAGGCUGGGAAAGACCUCUGACCCUGCCGAAUUUGGGAAUGAUUUGGAAGAGAGGGCCCCGCUACUUGAUGGGGUAAACAGCGAGGACGCAGGCAGGGACCGCGAACGACGUGUUGCAGGGCCUGAGUCGGCGGAAGGGAGGCAGGAAGAGGGACACGGGGCUUGGGGAGAAAACGAACCGAGCGAUAUGGGAGCUACGUCGUCGGCCGAUGUCAGACACUCUGGCGGCGGAAACGAGAGCUGGCAUGACCAGUUCUUGGUUGAAGGGGAGGAAGAUGAUGCCGAGGCGUCUGCGAGAGAUGGUCGGCACCGGAGGGUAUCCCGAAACGGUCAAGAGCAGUGGGCUGAGAGAGGUAGGAAAUUAGGCUUAUUGAUUGGGCGUCUCACGGUCAAGCGCGUCAUUCCUGUUGCAGUUUGGCCUCUGAGAGCGAUGUUCGAGGUGGCGGAUAGAAUUUCAGAUUGGAAGACUAGGUUGAUGGAGAGGCAGCGCCAGGGGAGACUGCGUAUCUAGAUAGACCAGGCACGUUAUGAGAGUAUUAAUAUUCCACAUUGA
Phialemonium atrogriseum is the source of this 4818-nucleotide messenger RNA. RefSeq lists its product as uncharacterized. Gene Ontology annotation, biological process: regulation of autophagy; protein autophosphorylation; autophagosome assembly. Lineage: Eukaryota; Fungi; Ascomycota; Sordariomycetes; Cephalothecales; Cephalothecaceae. The transcript is spliced from 6 exons. The coding region runs from base 259 to 4776 and encodes 1505 amino acids. Gene Ontology annotation, molecular function: protein serine/threonine kinase activity; protein binding; ATP binding. The record is from RefSeq and is a predicted model, not a curated record. Gene Ontology annotation, cellular component: autophagosome; cytosol; phagophore assembly site.